Populus nigra (black poplar) is the source of this 1741-nucleotide messenger RNA. Its product is annotated as probable magnesium transporter NIPA4. NCBI's taxonomy places the organism in Eukaryota, Viridiplantae, Streptophyta, Magnoliopsida, Malpighiales, Salicaceae. Gene Ontology annotation, molecular function: magnesium ion transmembrane transporter activity. The record is from RefSeq and is a predicted model, not a curated record. Gene Ontology annotation, cellular component: membrane. The coding region runs from base 310 to 1335 and encodes 341 amino acids. Gene Ontology annotation, biological process: magnesium ion transport. The transcript is spliced from 9 exons.
UUGACGAAAAAAGAAAAGUAAAGAAAGCUGAGUUUUUGUCGCAGCCUCUCUGUCUCUUGUCCAACAAGAGCAAAGCCUGCCAGAUCGAUCUAAAUCCUUAACUAAACAAAAAAACAAACACCUUACUCACAUUAUACACACAAAUCCCAACACUCUCUCUGUCUGCCUGACAUUUCCGCUAAACAAUCUGAUUCUGAUACCGAUAAGAUAAAAAAGAAGACUUGAUGAAUGAUGUGGAAUGGAAAUAUUGCAUUUUGAGGUGAGACACUGUUGUUGUUGUGAUUGUGGUGGUGAAGGGAUUGUAAAGUUAUGGCUGAAGCAGAUAAAGGAAUAUCAACAGAUAACAUAAAGGGAUUGGUGUUGGCAUUGUCUUCAAGUUUCUUUAUAGGAGCCAGUUUUAUUGUUAAGAAAAAAGGGUUGAAGAAAGCUGGUGCUUCUGGUCUGAGGGCAGGUGCUGGGGGUUAUGCUUACCUCUAUGAACCUCUCUGGUGGAUUGGCAUGAUAACAAUGAUUGUUGGGGAAAUCGCUAAUUUUGCAGCCUAUGCAUUUGCACCAGCUAUUCUAGUCACUCCUCUUGGCGCACUCAGUAUCAUUAUCAGUGCUGUUCUUGCACAUGUUAUGUUACAGGAAAAGUUACACAUUUUUGGGGUUCUCGGUUGUGUUCUUUGUGUCGUGGGUUCAACAUCAAUUGUUCUUCAUGCACCUCAAGAACGUGAGAUUGAGUCUGUGAAGGAAGUGUGGGACCUUGCAACAGAGCCAGCUUUUCUCUUGUAUGCUGCUAUUGUCAUAACAGCAGUUAUAGUAAUUAUCAUCCGUGUUAUACCCCGCUAUGGGCAGACUCAUGUUAUGGUCUAUAUUUCAGUUUGUUCGCUUAUGGGCUCACUAUCGGUCAUGAGUGUCAAAGCACUUGGAAUUGCUUUGAAGCUGACGUUCUCAGGAAUGAAUCAGUUACUAUACCCCCAAACGUGGACAUUUACCUUGGUUGUCCUUGCCUGUGUAAUCACUCAAAUCAAUUACUUAAACAAGGCUCUUGAUACAUUCAACACAGUGGUUGUAUCUCCCAUAUACUAUGUGAUGUUUACUACAUUAACAAUUUUGGCCAGUGUAAUCAUGUUUAAGGAUUGGGAUGGACAGAACGCAUCUCAAAUUGUUACAGAAAUUUGCGGAUUUGUGACAAUCCUUUCUGGGACUUUUCUUCUUCAUAAAACGAAGGACAUGGUUGAAGGCUCAUCACAAUCUCUAUCAUUGCGCCUUCCUAAGCAUGAAGAAGAAGAUGGUGUCCUUGAUCACGAAGGAAUCCCUCUUCGACGACUAGACUCUCUGAGACCAAAAUAGCUGUAUUCUUUGGUUCAUUAUUUUACUGUCAUUCAAGAUCUUGCUUGCUGAUUUGAGGCAUAAUGAGACUUUCAGCCACAGACCUGUAUAUUAUCAGCGCACUUGGCUGGUGCAUUAUAUUCCUUGAGAAAACAAUGGGCAAAGAUGGCAGGGCUUCUCUCUUGGAUAAAAAUGACAUGAUCUCUCUCAGCUGCUGCCAUGUAGACAUUUAGCUUCCCCCUUCCUCCUUUCCCACCCUGGGGGUUGUAAUUUUGAGCACUUUGUUCUUCAUAUUGAACAUUACCUUCAAGUUACAAGGAAAUGCAGUUUACCUUGGAUAUUUUGUAUACAACUAUGAUAUCAGAGAAGAGAUUGGACGAGAUAUUCUGAAACAUUUUUAAGGUAAAACCACGAUUUCUUUCCUUAA